Messenger RNA from Amaranthus tricolor (Joseph's coat), 1458 nucleotides. Its product is annotated as 25.3 kDa vesicle transport protein SEC22-1-like. The transcript has 6 exons. NCBI's taxonomy places the organism in Eukaryota, Viridiplantae, Streptophyta, Magnoliopsida, Caryophyllales, Amaranthaceae. The record is from RefSeq and is a predicted model, not a curated record. Gene Ontology annotation, cellular component: ER to Golgi transport vesicle membrane; SNARE complex; Golgi membrane. Bases 239 to 895 code for a protein of 218 amino acids. Gene Ontology annotation, molecular function: SNAP receptor activity. Gene Ontology annotation, biological process: retrograde vesicle-mediated transport, Golgi to endoplasmic reticulum; endoplasmic reticulum to Golgi vesicle-mediated transport; vesicle fusion with Golgi apparatus.
AUGGUUAUAAUGGUACAAUAAAACUACUAUUUAUAAAGAUAACGUUCCACAUACCGAUGCAUUCGCAAGAAUUGUAAUAUCACUUGUAAUAAUAUAAGCAAUUUUCAUUUCAACUUCUCAAAAAAUCGAUCACGUUUUUGCCCUUCUCGAAGAUCUUCACGAAUUUCGGAAGUCAGCGAUCUGAAAACAGUCGACCACAAUUCCAAUUCAGCUGAAAAAACGUAGAAUUUAGUAGGAAAUGGUGAAGGUAACAAUGCUUGCGCGUGUUAUGGAUGGUCUACCAUUAGCAGAAGGGUUAGAUGAUGGGCGUGAUGUACAAGACGUUGAAUAUUACAAGCAGCAAAUUAAAGCUUUGUUUAAAAAUCUCUCUAAAGGUCAAAAUGAUGCUUCAAGGAUGUCAGUCGAAAGUGGACCUUAUGUUUUUCACUAUAUCAUUGAGGGUAAUGUUUGUUACCUGACAAUGUGUGAUCGGGCUUAUCCAAAGAAGCUUGCAUUUCAGUAUCUGGAAGAUCUCAAAAAUGAAUUUGAACGUGUGAAUGAUAAUCAAAUAGAAACUGCUGCUAGACCUUAUGCUUUUAUUAAGUUUGAUACAUUCAUCCAGAGAACCAAAAAGUUGUACCAGGACACUCGUACCCAAAGGAACAUUGCCAAACUAAAUGAUGAGCUUUAUGAAGUGCACCAAAUAAUGACAAGGAAUGUACAAGAAGUCCUUGGUGUUGGUGAAAAGUUGGAUCAGGUCAGCCAAAUGUCCAGUCGCUUAACAUCAGAAUCACGGAUUUAUGCUGAUAAGGCCAGAGAUUUAAAUCGACAGGCGUUAAUCAGGAAAUGGGCUCCGGUAGCAAUUGUAGUCGGAGUUGUGAUCCUUCUCUUCUGGGUUAAGAAGAAGAUUUGGUGAUGCACCGGCCUUUUUCUAUUGAAACCUAUUCGCAGAGAUCAACAUGUUUAUUCCUUCGUUUACACAUGGAUUAUACAACACCACGCUACAAAGGAGCAACCUGGUGAUUUUGAACUACAUCGCGAAGUCUUCUUUCAGUGAAAAACUAUAUACUAUCUGUAAGCUCGACUUUGUAGUAGAUUAUAUAUAUAACAAGUCCAUUUUGAUAUCCAGAUUUGAGAUAGUAAAAUUUGACUACUGAGGAUCGUAUUAAUCGGCAUUUUGCGCAAUCAACACAGAAUUUUCUUGGUAUCCCUUGAACACAUUUCAAAGCACCUUGAGGAAAAUAUUUCCUUUCGUAGAGUUUUUUGGUUCAAUUAUUUGAAUUAAAUUAUAUUCUCUAGACUAUAAUACACACAAUUUGAUGCAAAUCAAGGUCUAUCUAUUUUCAAAAUUGAGAGAAAUUUUUAUUAAUGGCUUGUUUUAUCAGCCGGUCUCUUGAGAGACCGUCUCUUUGAUAGACAUCUCUUAGGAGGUCGGCCCAUUAAACCUUAAUGUCCACUUAUUGUAUCCUUGACGCCUAU